Molecule: messenger RNA, 3768 nt
Organism: Sungouiella intermedia
Lineage: Eukaryota; Fungi; Ascomycota; Pichiomycetes; Serinales; Metschnikowiaceae
Source: the annotation of a GenBank genome assembly
AUGAACGGCUCCGCUCAUUCCAGUGUUGCUGCCGCUGAUACCAACGGCAGCGCCUCUGAAUUCAAGACUGUUGUUUUUCCCAAAACAAAGCUCCAGCUCGACGAUAUAAUAUCACGUUACCAACACCUUCUUCGUCUCAGCCGAGAAUCUAAAGAAAAGCAUGAUUCGCUCGCCAGAAUCGCAGACUCCACUUAUGGCCGCACGUAUCAAUCAGGGUUCUCCGAGUCUGAGUUCGUGGAUCCUUAUAAGGCGGAGAAGUUGGAGUUGGAGAAAUGUUUGGCGAAAGUGAGCAAAAAAUACGACGAAUACAUUGAGGAGGAAGAGGAGUUGUCUGCAGAGAUUCUCAGCUCAUUGAAUGCUGCAGAAGGCUCUGAUGUGGACUUGGACUUGCUUGAGAAACAAAUUGUUGGUUUGCAAAUGUUGUCAAGAGAUAUGGACUUGCCCCAAGCCUUGCAAAUGGAGUAUGACGAUGUUUACAAGAAGACUCACACGAAGAAAACUGCUUUGGGUGACAUGGUGGACCAGAUUAUUGAAGUUUAUUUCACAAAAUCUGCUACAGAUGACUAUUUACAAAAGGCUAAAUCUGUGGGUUUGAAGUCCCCAAGAUCAGUCACUUCAUCAGAUCCUACAUCGGGUGCCGUGGGCGACUAUUAUGCGGAACAAAUAGUAGCUAACAAGAUUGCCAGUCGUGUCCAAACAUUGGAGAAUUUGCCAGCUAACUUGGGCUCCUUUGACCUCAGUAGUGACACUCAAGAGUCUUCUGACGAGUUGAAGAUCAAUGCCUUAGUUGAAUUGAAAUCACUUCAAGUAUUGGCAGUCCAAAAGCAUUUGAAGAACAAUUUUCUUAGGAAAGUUGCUCUCACAGCUCACUAUGACUCUGAAGACUUGAGUAACAAUCCAUUGUCUUUGCAAGGAAGAAGAGGUUUAUACAUUAGAGAUAAAAUUGACCAACCAAAUCCACAUCUCUUGGCACUGCAAUUGGAGGACAAAUUUAAAUUGGAAGCAGAAGCCAAAAAACACAAGUUGCAUGUCGAGAAGAUCGAAAGAAUUUUGGAAAACUCUAAAGCAUUGCAAGAAGCCAAAUUUUCUAAGAUCAAUAAGAAAGGUACUUUGAUCAGAUUCGUCAACAACUUCCACUCCAACACAGAGAAAGAGGAAUCCAAGAAGAUGGAGAAGACUGCCAAGCAACGUUUGCAAGCCUUGAAGGCCAAUGACGAAGAGGCAUAUAUCAAAUUGUUAGAUCAAACCAAGGAUCACAGAAUCACGCAUUUGUUGAAACAGACCAAUAGUUUCUUGGACUCUUUGGCCAAGGCAGUCAAACUUCAGCAGGCUGACUCUGACGAGGUUCAAGAAGAGGACACUGUGGACGAGUUGAGAGAGAAGAUUGAUUAUUAUCAAGUUGCUCACAGAAUCAAGGAAGAGGUUAAAGAACAGCCUAAGAUAUUGGUUGGUGGCCAAUUGAAAGAGUACCAACUUAAGGGAUUACAAUGGAUGGUUUCCUUGUACAAUAACAAGUUGAAUGGUAUCUUGGCCGAUGAAAUGGGGUUGGGAAAAACUAUUCAGUCUAUUUCAUUAAUCACAUACUUGAUCGAGAAGAAGAAUGAAGAUAAGUUCUUGGUCAUUGUGCCCUUGUCUACUAUUACGAAUUGGACGUUGGAGUUUGAGAAAUGGGCACCGUCAGUUAAGGUUAUUGUUUACAAAGGCUCUCCACAGCAACGUAAGGAGUUGCAGUUUGAAAUCAGAACUGGUAACUUCCAAGUGAUGUUGACUACUUACGAAUAUAUCAUCAGAGAAAGACCAAUGUUGUCCAGAUUCUUCUACUCGCACAUGAUUAUUGAUGAAGGUCACAGAAUGAAGAAUACUCAAUCCAAGUUAUCCAUGACUUUAAAGCAAUAUUACAAGACCAAGAAUCGUUUGAUCUUAACCGGUACUCCCUUGCAGAAUAAUUUGCCUGAAUUGUGGGCAUUGUUGAACUUCGUCCUCCCCAAGAUUUUCAACUCCGUGAAGUCCUUCGAUGAAUGGUUCAAUACUCCUUUUGCUAAUACCGGAUCACAAGAAAAGAUUGAAUUAACUGAAGAAGAGAGUUUGUUGAUUAUCAGAAGAUUGCAUAAAGUCUUGAGACCUUUCUUGUUGAGAAGAUUGAAGAAGGAUGUCGAGAAGGACUUACCUGAUAAGGUUGAGAAGGUGUUGAAGUGCAACUUGUCGGGAUUACAGCACAUUUUGUAUCAGCAAAUGUUAAAACAUAAUGCCUUGUUUGUUGGUUCUCAAACUAGUGGAACCAACAACAAGUCCGGAAUUAAGGGUUUGAACAACAAAAUCAUGCAAUUGAGAAAGAUUUGCAACCACCCCUUCGUUUUUGAGGAAGUGGAAGACAUUUUGAACUCAACUAGACUCACAAACGAUUUGAUUUGGAGAAGUUCUGGUAAAUUUGAAUUGCUUGACAGAAUCUUACCUAAAUUCAAGGCAACCGGUCAUAGAGUAUUGAUUUUCUUCCAAAUGACUUCAGUGAUGAACAUUUUUGAAGAUUUCUUGCGUCUCAGAGACAUGAAGUACUUGCGUUUGGAUGGUGCUACAAAGGCUGAGGAUCGACAAGAUAUGUUGAAGGCUUUCAACCGCCCAAAUUCUGAUUACUUUUGUUUCUUAUUGUCUACCAGAGCUGGUGGUUUGGGUUUGAACUUGCAAAGUGCUGAUACUGUUAUCAUCUUCGAUACUGACUGGAACCCUCAUCAAGACUUGCAAGCGCAGGACAGAGCUCACAGAAUUGGACAAAAGAAUGAGGUGAGAAUCUUGAGAUUGAUCACAAACGAUUCCGUGGAAGAGGUCAUUUUGGAGAGGGCCCACCAAAAGUUGGAUAUUGACGGAAAGGUCAUUCAAGCUGGUAAGUUCGAUAACAAGUCUACAGCCGAAGAACAGGAAGAGUUCUUGAAACGUUUGUUAGACGCUGAGCAAGGUGAUAACGAAAAUGAAGAGAAUGAUUCUUUGGAUGACGAGGAUUUGAAUGAUAUCUUGGCCCGUUCAGAAGAAGAGAAGCAGUUGUUCAACGAAAUGGAUACCGAGAGAUUGAUUCAAGAAAAGCUCCACAGCAGACAAGGAGGCUACACAAAUAGAUUGAUGUCAAAAGAGGAAUUGCCUGAAGUGUUUACUGAGGACAUCUCGCAUCACUUUGAAAAGGAUGUCAAGGAGUUGGGUAGAAUGAGAGAAAAGAAGAAGGUGAAGUAUGAUGAUGGUUUGACUGAGGAGCAAUGGUUGAUGGCAAUGGAUGACGAUAAUGAUACCGUGGAAGAUGCCAUCCGUCGUAAAGAAGAGAAGCGGGCCAGAAGAAAGAGAAAGCAGGGAUUGGGCGAAAGCACCGAGCCUGAAGAUCUCGAGGAUGAUGAUGACGAGGAGGAACCCAGAAAGAAGCGCAGAUCAAAUGGACACACAGAAAAUGACUACGAAGAUGGACCAGUUGAUCCGUUGACUACCAAAUGUGAGGGCGUGCUUGAGGAAAUCACGGCACUUCAAGCAGAGGAUGGACACGGAGUCGCAGACAUUUUCUUGAAACUUCCUUCAAAGAAAAUGUAUGCUGAUUAUUACAAGGUCAUCAAAAAGCCUACCGCCAUCAGCCAAAUUCGCAAGCAUCUCACUCAAGAAAAAUUCGAUUCAUUUGAGCUGUUCCUUGAUGAGAUCAGACUCAUGUGUUCGAACGCCAAAAUUUAUAAUGAAGAAGGUUCGUGGGUUUACAAUGAUGCUGUGACCAUUGAGCAGUUUAUUGAUGGGCUUGCAUAA